AGUUUCCGCACGGUUGAGAAGAUAAACAGACGCGAACACCAAUAGAAACGCAGCACAUAGUCUUUAGGUCCCGCCUUUUAGUGACGGACGUUAAUUUUAACAAAUCAGAAGUGGCACCGUCGCACCACCUAACCGGAGACAUCUUUCUGAGCCAAGUGUAGCUAAUAGGCUGUACUUUGUUUACGUCCCGUUUGUUAGCUGACAGCUGUUGUUGCGCCUUCUGCACACAAACAGACGAGUCUGCUAGUCUUUGCGGGUUCUCUCAAGCUUCGGAAACUUUCACACAGUGCUUCUGGAUGUGGAAAAUGGCAUGUUUUGAUGAAUGAGGGCGACCUGUUAUAUGACGACAGGAGGAUGAACUCUAUCACCGGUCGGGUUCUCUCCAUCCCCGCCGCAUCUGUCACCAACUCUGGAGCUUCAUCCUCUCGAGCCUUGCAUGUAGACCUCACCUCCCAGCAGAGACGUUUACGUCACCUUCGGAGCAUUGCAGCCAGAAACAUUGUCAACAGGAAUGGUUCCCCACUGCUGGACACAUACUUUACCCUCCACCUCUGCAUAGGGGACAACAUAUCUCGAGGCUUUUACAAAAGUGAAGUCAUACGAGACUCACUGAAUCCCACUUGGCGCAGCCUGGACUUUGGCAUGCUGCCAGACCUGCUGGACACCUCAGUGUCGUGCUUUGUGGUGAGAAUCUGGGGCGGACAGGAGGAACAGUAUCAGCUUCUCAUAGAAUGGAAGGUCAAUCUGGAUGGCCUGAAAUACACGGGGCAGCAGAUUCGAUCCAGGAAUCCAAAUGAGAUCAUAUUUGGAUUGAAUGAUGGCUACUAUGCAGCUGACUUUGAUCACAAGGAUCAGUCAGAGCGGAAGAAAAACAGUCUGCUUCAGGUCGACCAGAGUUCAGUCAGGAACUCCUACAGUGUUUUUUCUUUGCUCAGGCUUCACACGGCACAGAGAGCCAUCAAGCAGACGCAGGUGACGGUGCAGAAGAUCGGGAAGGAGAUCGAGGAAAAGCUACGAACGACAGCAGCCUGCACAGAACGGAAGAAAGAGCGGGAGUGCAUGCAGCUGCGCAUCGCCAUGCUGCGUAAUGAGCUGCAGAGGCAGAGGAAGGCGCUCGGCAGAGAGGUCGACCUGCGGCAGAAGGAGAGAGCACAGCUUCAGAAGAAAGAGGAAGUUUUCUCCGUUCGGCAUGUGAGUUUGAAGGAGGAGAAAGAGUCCUUAACCAAGCAGCAGAAAGAAUGCACCGCCAAGAGAGAGCAGUUCCUCAAGUCCAACGCUCAGCUCACCUUCCGCUGUCGUCAGCUCCUCUCUGAGCUCUCCUACAUCUAUCCCAUUGAAGUGGCGAAUCAGUCAGAUUAUAUCAUCUGUGGAGUAAAGCUUCCCAACUCUGAAGACUUCCAAGCAAAGGAUGAUGGGAGCGUGGCAGUCGCCCUGGGUUACACAGCACACCUGGUCCUGAUGAUCUCAUGCUUCCUGCAGAUCCCUCUAAGAUAUCCAGUGAUCCACAAGGGGUCACGCUCCUCCAUCAAGGACACUAUCACAGACAGACUAACGGAGAAGGAGAGAGAAUUCCCCCUGUACCAGAGAGGAGAGCGAUUUCAUUUUGAAUAUGGGGUCUACUUACUGAACAAGAACAUCGCCCAGCUGAGAUAUCAACAUGGCUUGACUACCCCAGACCUGCAGCAGACACUGCCCAACCUAAAGAACUUCUUGGAACAUGGCCUUCUGGUUCGGUGCGAUCGUCAUACGUCCAGCUCUGUCCCAGAGGCCUCCAAGUCCCAGCUGGGUAUGGCCGCAGCUUCAGAUGUGGGUCACCCCCGUCACACCAGCUCCCCAGACCGAGGCCUGAGGAAAAGAGCUAGUUCAGAGGCAGACAGGUACAAGUCCACGCCUCCACACAGCUAUAAGACAGCCAUGAAGGACGAAUCAGCCUCGUCCUCACCUUCUUCACACAUGACGUCCUACCUUGAUGCCGACGUGGCCUCGACCAAGCUGACCAAGAUGACCGAGAAAGACGGAGAGCAGAGACAGGAGGAGAAGGAGGAGCAGAGUCAGGAUGAGGAGAAAAUAGCCGAGGUGGAGACACACAGGAGUGCCGAUGGAAAGGAUCAACGAGAAGAAAGUCAAGAACAAUCACUCAGCAGCACAGAGACGGUAAACUCUUCCACCGUGCAGGGACCACGAGGGGAAACAGGGGGAGCUGUUCAACACACUGGCACCAUGAACGGAUCUUUGAUAGCGGCGCAGGAGCCUGUCAGCCUGGUCUCAGAGCUGCACUGCUCCGUGGAACAAGCUGAGGAAAUCAUGGGCACAGAGGCCACCGGACUGGGGAUAGGAGUGGGAUUAGGAUUAGUAGAUGAGUCGCGUUUGGAAGACUACCGCUGCAUCCCUGUGGACCACGCAGUAGCCGUGGAAUGUGAUGAGCAGGUGCUGGGGGAACUGGACGUCGCUGGUUUUGAGGAGUUCUCCCGACGCAUCUACGCACUCAAUGAGAACAUGUCCAGCUUCCGGAGACCACGGAAGAACUCUGACAAGUGAGGCAGAGGAGCUACAGAGACAGUGAGGCAUAGCAAAACUGAGAGAGCCUGCUGCCCCAGUAUUUACACUCAAGACUUGAACGACUGUUAGGAUGCGCUUUAGCUUUGGUCUGGAGUGCACGGCCGCUGACGACAAGGCUUGUGUGUGUGGUAAUCUCCUGAAUGCAGCCACGAUCCCAGGUCAGGUUUUCUAGCUGUCUCACAGGUGCCCCCCCCCCCCCCUGCCUCUCCCCUUUUGACUGUGAAGGCAAACUGAGGUGGGAGUUGGAACCGUCAGAGACACAUUAUCGUCCCCUCACCACCAACAGCAGCAGCAGCUUUACCCGAUUCUCUGUGUCCACACGGCUCAGGUGACACUAUGAGAGUCACUGACAGGAUGGAGCUCACAGCACAUGGCAGGGGAAGUGCAAUUCUAGGUCUGCCCCUCUCCAUGUCUUUUUAGUUCAACUGUCCCAUUUUAGUGUUGAUGUUAUUCCCAUUAAUUUGACCAAAACCUAAAGUCCUUGUUUCAGUUCCUUUGGAAUUUCUCAGGCUUUACUCUACAUGUUGGUAAAAUGUGUCUCGAUCUUGACUGAUUUCGUCCACUCUCUGUGAUAACGUCCACUGUCCUCCUCGUACUCUAUGCCUCCUUGCACUGAUGUUGAAACAAUGGAUUAUUUAUGUCUUCUAACAUCAUCCAGCUUUACUUUCCACCGUGGCACAGGGCGUCGGCCUUUGCUGUCGAUGUGGUUACUUCGCAGGUCCGCAGGUUCCGACGUGGACAGAGGCUUUGCUUCAUCCACCGUGAUUCAAAUGGACUCUCCUGUAUCCGUAUCCUGUUUCUGUGUCUCAGAGCCAUCGCUGUGGCUGCUGAACGUUGAAAACUGUAUUUAAAUGCGAAGAGAAAACAUUUCCAUACACAGCUCUACAGUUGAAGUGACCAUGUACAUAUACUUUUGUAUGUUUUUUGGAGUUAAUAAAGAUAUGGAUGGCAUGGAUGUACAGUAUCUAACCCCCUCCCAAACAGCAGUCUGUCUGUGUAUGAGGUACUGACAGGUCAAAAGGUCGGGUGAGGUGUGAAGGCCGUCCUAAAACAGUGACAUUACUGUAAAAAAAAAAACCUGAAACCACUGGACUGUGUGGUUUAGUAUAGACAGGAAAAUCCUUUUAUUUUUCUUCUUUUGGAACUGUACUGCCACACGUGUCACAUUUUCCGUUUCCUAGGAACAACAAUGCAACGGCAUAGAUAACGAGCAACUGUCUUUCCGUCUCAACCAGGACCGUCUGCAAAAUAAAAACAAUCAAGCUAUUUGCAAUAGCUUAACCACUACAUUAUUUGUUAUUAUUUAUUGUAUCUUUUUUAAGUCAGUUAAACAUCAUUUUUGCCCCUAAAUUCAAUUGAAGCAUAAAAACAUUUUUCUUGUUUUAUUCAGAUGGAUGAUGUGAGCCUUACAGACUGCUGUUGUGCACUUCACUCAGGACUGCUGAAGUUUCCCAUGACAACCAGCACUUCUGUUUUCUUUAACACCAUUAAGCACUUAAGUGAAAAUAAGCCAACCAUCGUCUCGGUAUGACUGUGUCACUUUGUUGUCUGGGCUCCAGUUAUGUGUCAAUUUGUUGGCAUUAACCACCGGAAAACAGUAACUUGGGGCAUUGGCAUUGCUGUGUGCCAGUAAUUCACGUCUUUGAGAGCGAUUACGGUUGGUUACUGUGAAUAUAUUUACAACUAUUAUGUGUAGAAAUAAAGCUUUGUCUUCUGGCA
Messenger RNA from Cynoglossus semilaevis (tongue sole), 4278 nucleotides. RefSeq names its product UV radiation resistance associated gene (gene uvrag). Gene Ontology annotation, cellular component: lytic vacuole; endosome. Bases 319 to 2538 code for a protein of 739 amino acids. The record is from RefSeq and is a predicted model, not a curated record. Lineage: Eukaryota; Metazoa; Chordata; Actinopteri; Pleuronectiformes; Cynoglossidae. Gene Ontology annotation, biological process: SNARE complex assembly. The transcript is spliced from 16 exons. Gene Ontology annotation, molecular function: SNARE binding.